GCGGAAGCACGGUCGCUCAGGAAGCCACGCCCUCCGACGAGGGGCGGCGCCUCCGCCGGAAGCGGUUAGAGCACUAGCAGCUCCAGUAACUACAACAUGAGCGGUACUGCCGCCGCCGCCGCCGCCAGGGCCGAGCAGGCGCCGGCGGAGUCUCCCGCGGAGGCCGAGGCAGAGCGGCGCGUGCGGGCCUUUGCGGAGUCGCAGCGGGCGCGCGGCCGGCGCGUGGCGCUGGUGACGUCGGGCGGGACGCAGGUGCCGCUGGAGGCGCGGGCGGUGCGCUUCCUGGAGAACUUCAGCAGCGGGCGCCGCGGGGCGGCCUCGGCCGAGCGGCUGGUGAGCGCCGGGUACGGCGUCUGCUUCCUGCACCGCGCGCGCUCCGCUUUCCCGUGGGCGCGCUCCCUGCCCCCCCACGGCCCCGCCCUCCUGGACGUACUGCGCGUGCACGGCGACGGGAACGGCGCGCUCGUCUCAGUCGGCGGGGACGGCGCGCUCCCGGGGCUCGUGCCCGCCCUGCUGGCCUACCGCCGGGCCAAAGAGGAGGGCGCGCUCCUGGUCCUUGAGUUCACCAGCCUUGCGGAGUAUCUGGCGCUCCUGCGCGCCGCCGCCCGGGCCCUCGCCCCGCUCGGUUCCAGUGCCAUGUUCUAUUUGGCAGCUGCUGUGUCUGACUUCUACAUCCCUCCUUCAGAAAUGCCUGAACAUAAAAUCCAGUCUUCUGAUGGACCCCUUCAGAUCACAAUGAAGAUGGUGCCGAAGAUGCUGUCUCCUCUGGUUAAGGAAUGGGCUCCCGAAGCAUUUGUGAUCUCAUUCAAGUUGGAAACCGAUCCUUCCAUCCUGAUUGACAAGGCGAGGCAGGCUUUGGAGAAAUAUCGCCACCAGGUGGUGGUUGCCAAUGUGCUUGACUCCCGGAGAACCUCUGUGAUUGUGGUCACCAAGGACUUGGAGAACCAGCUGUCGCUGUCUGACAACGAAGUAGCCCAAGGCAUGGAAAUUGAAGAGAAGAUUGUGAGCCAUCUUGAGUCUCAGCACAGGGCUUUUAUGGAUAAAUGAUCUUUCAGGAGCAAAGGGACUUGUCUGAAUCCUUAGUUCAGAAUACACUUUAAUAAUGGUUAGGAUGAUGUGGUGGUGAUAGAACUGGAAGAUGUUUGUAUUACUGAUAAAUGGAGGCAGCUUCGCCACAAUGAUGUAUAGGAUCAAAAUUCUGAAAUAACUUGACUUUUGUUUUGCACACCUUCACACAAAUUUGCUGCUCGUUGGAGAAAAUAUAUAUAUGUAUAUAAAUAGAAACUUUUCAAAGUCA
Messenger RNA from Rhineura floridana, 1297 nucleotides. RefSeq names its product phosphopantothenoylcysteine synthetase (gene PPCS). NCBI's taxonomy places the organism in Eukaryota, Metazoa, Chordata, Lepidosauria, Squamata, Rhineuridae. Gene Ontology annotation, molecular function: phosphopantothenate--cysteine ligase activity. The record is from RefSeq and is a predicted model, not a curated record. Gene Ontology annotation, cellular component: nucleus; cytoplasm. Bases 97 to 1047 code for a protein of 316 amino acids. The transcript has 3 exons. Gene Ontology annotation, biological process: coenzyme A biosynthetic process.